This is a messenger RNA of Homarus americanus (American lobster), 1653 nucleotides long. RefSeq lists its product as uncharacterized. The transcript has 3 exons. The record is from RefSeq and is a predicted model, not a curated record. NCBI's taxonomy places the organism in Eukaryota, Metazoa, Arthropoda, Malacostraca, Decapoda, Nephropidae. The coding region runs from base 84 to 1319 and encodes 411 amino acids.
CUUGUUGUCAUCGUGAGUCGUGACAGCCAGUAAGUGAUAACUGAUAACCAGUGUGGGAAGUCGUUCAGCAAGAAUUUUUUAAAAUGAGUGAAGCAGCGCUGAACGUGGUGACGGACGAGGUGGUGAGGGCGGCCCUAGUGUCUGACAGGGGCAGUCAGGCCACUCUCGUCUCCUGGGCUUCCGAGACCUUUACCAGCAAGUUUGACGGCGCCACCUCCGCUAUCUAUAACAUCAGGACACAGUACUCACUGGCUGGCCAAGCUAGAGAAGUUUCAUACGUGGUGAAAAUCAGUCCAAGUCGGGCGCAACAGAAUGACUUCUUCAGUAUAAUUUUUGCAAAAGAAUGUAACUUUUACGCUGAGGUCAUUCCCGCCCUUAAUUCUGUGCUUGCAGGAAUAGGACAAAGGCCUCUUGAUUUUCCUAAGUGUGUUUACUACAGUUUAGAGACGGGGAAGGAGAUGAUCCUCUUAGAGAACCUGCGAGAAAAGGGUUACAAAAUGGAGAGCAGAAGGCUAGGAAUAGACACCGCUCACACCACACUCGUCCUGAAGGAACUGGGCAGGCUGCAUGCAGCCUCAGCCCUACUACAGACCAACACCCCAGACCAGGACCUCACCGAUAAGUUCGACUGUCUCAAGAAAGAGUGGACCAGAGAGUUUAAUCUUGGCUGUGACUUUGGGGCAUUUGUUGAUGAUUACCUGGACUCUGCGAUAGAGAUGUUCAAGAAGAUCGGAGGCUGUGACACUGUGGUGGAGUGGAUCAAAAGAAUUAAACCACAAGUGUGGGACAUGUACGAGCAGCAGCUGGUCAAGAAGCCUCCCUUCGCUCUUAUCACUCACGGUGACUGUUGGAUCAACAAUCUGCUCUUCAGGUAUGAUGAGAGCAACAACCCAGUAGAGGUGAAGUUACUGGACCUACAAGGCUGCCGUAAAGCUUCCCUGGCCACGGACCUCCAACACUUGCUCAACCUCAACGUGACAGGGCCAAUACGUCGACCUAACCUUAACAACUUUUUGGCUGCCUAUCAUACCUCCUUCAGUGCAAUCAUGCAGGCAGGAGGCUCCACUGUGCCUUUCUCUUUGGAGGAGCUGCGUCAGGAAUACAUUGCCAGGGGAUUCUAUGGGGUGUUGUACAGCAUCAUGUGGCUUCCCAACAUGGUCAGACGCCCCGAGGACAUGAUAGAUAUUCUAGGCAAUAAGGAAGACAGGAAAAUUUCCGAGAGGAACAAUGUGCUUCAGAUGGUAGACAGGAACCCACUUUUAAAACCUCGACUCCUCUCGGUGGUUGAAGAAUGGGUCGAACACGGUGUCAUAUCUUAGAAUACAGUUUUGGAAGCUGAGUAAAUUUAACCUUUUGAAUGUAGUCUUCUUACAUCAUCUUUGCUAAACACUGUGGACGAAAAAAACAACUUUUAUACAGUUGAGAUGUUUAAAUUAAGGUUCACAUGCACUGGUCCAGUAACUGAACAUUGUGCCAGACGACUACACUCAGGUAGAGAAGGUUACUGUCAGGCGUUGAGGAGUAUGCAAAUGGUUCGGAUGAUCAGGGGUACACAAGAGACUCAAAUACUCGGAAACAAAUGGAUGGGCAAUUGGGCAUUGGAUGAAAAAAAGUUAAUGUUACUUAUGCCACCAAUAAACACGCAUCCCUAAA